AUGUCCCAGCGGCUGCUGCUGCUGCUGCUGCUCCUGAUGCGGACGGAGGCGGGCCCCAGGCGGGAGAAACUGGGGGGGACGGGAGGGGUCCCCCUGGAGGGGUCCCUGCUCCAGCCCCUCGACCACUUUGACCGCCUGGAGGGACGCAGCCUCAGCCAGCCACCCGGGCAAUGCCGGGGGGCGGCGGGGGGGCUGCUGCAGCGCCUGGGCCAGUGGUUCUACGAGGUGGAUGUGGCGACGGCCUGGGGAGAGCGGCUGCGGCGACACCGGCUGCGGAGCAGGAACGUGUACUCCCGCUUCCUCAGGGACACGUACGGGGACAAUGUGGUGGCCGCUGUCUUCACCCUGUCCUCUGGUGGGGGAGUCAGAUUUGAGGGGCAGGAGCACUGGAUCCGGCCGGAGAGCCGCUGGCGCCCCGAAGUACUGCGCCUCCGUGAUGUCCCCGUGGUGGCCCUGGACCUCAGUGGCUCCCCCCUCACCUACGAUGGCUUGGACAACUUGGUGCCGCUGACCCGGCUGCAACACCUUGACCUGAGCGGGUGCCCCCACCUCGACGACUGGGCUCUGGGGCGACUGCAUGUCUUUGGGAACAGCCUGCGGGAGCUGUCAGUGGCCCACUGUCCCCACAUCACCGAGAGGGGUCUGGCCACCCUCCACCACCUCCGGGAGCUGCAGCGCCUGGACGUGGCAGGGGUGCAGGUGCCCAGCCCGGGGCUGGUCCAUAUCCUGCUGGAGGAGAUGCUGCCGGGCUGCCAGAUCCUGGGCAUGGACCUUGGGGACAGCGCAGCGACGGGGACACCGACACCGUCGGGAGGUGGAAAGUCCCCCGUCUGAGGUUGACAGGGUUUUGGGGUGCGGAGGGAGCCACGCUGUCCGCCCCCUGCUCCAGAACAUUAAAUGCCUGGUGGCUGUGUGCUGCCUCC
Haliaeetus leucocephalus (bald eagle) is the source of this 923-nucleotide messenger RNA. It is a transcript of the gene DMAC2, whose product is annotated as ATP5S-like. The transcript is spliced from 7 exons. Lineage: Eukaryota; Metazoa; Chordata; Aves; Accipitriformes; Accipitridae. The record is from RefSeq and is a predicted model, not a curated record. Bases 1 to 834 code for a protein of 277 amino acids.